This is a messenger RNA of Rosa chinensis, 2799 nucleotides long. Its product is annotated as pyrophosphate-energized vacuolar membrane proton pump 1. Gene Ontology annotation, molecular function: diphosphate hydrolysis-driven proton transmembrane transporter activity; inorganic diphosphate phosphatase activity. The record is from RefSeq and is a predicted model, not a curated record. Lineage: Eukaryota; Viridiplantae; Streptophyta; Magnoliopsida; Rosales; Rosaceae. The transcript has 8 exons. Gene Ontology annotation, biological process: proton transmembrane transport. Bases 237 to 2519 code for a protein of 760 amino acids. Gene Ontology annotation, cellular component: membrane.
CAGUCCAAGCUAAGGAAAAAUCUUCCCCAAGUCCUACCUGCCUGUCAAACAAGCUAGCUUUAUAGAUUCCUAUGGGCAUGCAAAGCAAUUACUAACACAUAUCAUUUGGAUAACACAUUUGUAGUUUUUAAGAAGGCUGUACAUAAAAACCCACCGUUGCUUCUUUGCCAUGCUCAGAGAGAAGCUUAGAGAAACUUAGAGAAAUCUACCUGUUGUGUUGUUUCAUAUUGCUGGAAAUGGCUUUGCUGAGUGAGGGCCUAACUCAGGUUCUGAUACCUGUGGCUGCCUUGAUUGGACUUGCUUUUGCUUUGCUUCAGUGGUUUCUGGUUUCGAGGGUGAAGGUGUCUUUCACCUCCAGUGAUGGAAAUGGCUGUAAGGACAAGUUGAUCAUGGGAGAAGAAGAAGAGGGUAUUGACAACUUUUCGGUUACCCUCAAGUGUGCUGAAAUUCAAAAUGCCAUUUCUGAGGGUGCAACCUCUUUCUUAUAUACCGAAUAUAAGUACCUCAGUAUCUUCAUGGGUGUAUUUGGUGUUGUCAUCUUCCUCUUCCUUGGUUCUGUUAAGGGCUUCAGCACCGAAAGCGAACCCUGCACUUACAACACGGGGAAUAUGUGCAAACCAGCUUUAGCCAAUGCCAUCUUUAGUACGGUUGCGUUCUUGCUUGGUGCUCUUACAUCAGUCAUUUCCGGUUUUCUUGGGAUGAAGAUUGCAACGUAUGCCAAUGCUAGAACAACUCUUGAAGCGAGGAAGGGUGUUGGGAAGGCUUUUAUCACUGCUUUUCGGUCUGGUGCUGUGAUGGGAUUUCUUCUUGCUGCCAAUGGCCUGUUGGUUCUGUACAUCACUAUUCAUUUGUUUAAGCUGUAUUAUGGGGAUGACUGGGAAGGACUGUAUGAGUCGAUUACUGGUUAUGGACUUGGAGGUUCUUCAAUGGCAUUGUUUGGAAGAGUUGGGGGAGGUAUAUACACAAAAGCAGCUGAUGUUGGUGCUGAUCUUGUUGGGAAAGUUGAACGAAACAUCCCCGAAGAUGAUCCACGAAACCCAGCUGUCAUUGCAGACAAUGUGGGUGACAAUGUAGGAGACAUUGCAGGCAUGGGAUCUGACCUGUUCGGAUCAUAUGCCGAGUCAACUUGUGCAGCAUUGUUUGUUGCAUCUAUAUCCUCCUUUGGUGUCACUCAUAACUAUGUAGCCAUGUCUUAUCCCUUGAUUAUAAGCUCAAUGGGGAUUGUGGUUUGCUUGAUAACAACCCUUUUCGCAACUGAUCUGUUUGAAAUUAAGAAUGCGAGUGAGAUUGAACCUUCCUUGAAGCGACAGCUUGUUAUCUCAACUGUUCUAAUGACUGCUGGGAUUGCUGUGGUCACUUUAGUAGCUUUGCCAUCGGAGUUCACUAUGUUCAGUUUUGGGACCGAUAAGACUGUCAAGAACUGGUACCUUUUCUUUUGUGUGUCAAUGGGCUUGUGGGCUGGUCUUGUUAUUGGAUAUACUACCGAGUACUAUACUAGCAAUGCAUACAGUCCAGUGCAGGAUGUGGCAGAUUCUUGCAGGACUGGUGCUGCAACAAAUGUGAUCUUUGGUUUGGCUUUGGGUUACAAGUCAGUUAUCAUUCCUGUUUUCGCCAUUGCAUUUGCUAUAUAUGUCAGCUUUAGCUUGGCUGCUAUGUAUGGAAUUGCUGUGGCUGCUUUGGGAAUGCUCAGUACUAUCUCCACUGGUCUUGCAAUUGAUGCAUAUGGCCCCAUAAGUGACAAUGCUGGUGGCAUUGCAGAAAUGGCUGGGAUGAGCCAUGAGAUUCGUGAAAGAACAGAUGCUUUGGAUGCUGCUGGAAACACCACUGCUGCUAUUGGCAAGGGUUUUGCUAUUGGAUCAGCUGCUCUUGUUUCUCUUGCUUUGUUUGGUGCCUAUGUCAGCAGAGCAGGAAUAGAAACCGUUGAUGUGUUGACCCCGAAAGUCUUCAUUGGCUUGCUUGUGGGAGCUAUGCUUCCAUACUGGUUUUCUGCCAUGACAAUGAAGAGUGUAGGAAGUGCCGCACUCAAAAUGGUGGAAGAGGUUCGCAGACAAUUCAAUACUAUUCCGGGGCUCAUGGAAGGAACAGCAAAGCCAGACUAUGCAACAUGUGUCAAGAUUUCUACUGAUGCUUCCCUCAAGGAGAUGAUCCCCCCAGGCGCUUUGGUCAUGCUUACUCCUCUCAUUGCUGGUACCUUCUUCGGAGUUGAAACUCUUGCUGGCGUUCUUGCUGGUUCACUUGUUUCUGGUGUUCAGGUUGCCAUUUCAGCUUCAAACACUGGCGGGGCAUGGGAUAAUGCAAAGAAAUACAUAGAGGCCGGUAAUUCCGAGCAUGCCAAAUCCCUGGGUCCUAAGGGUUCGGAUCCUCACAAGGCGGCUGUGAUAGGUGACACCAUUGGAGAUCCCCUCAAGGACACUUCUGGUCCUUCACUCAACAUUCUCAUCAAGCUCAUGGCAGUUGAGUCCUUGGUGUUUGCACCAUUCUUUGCAGCUCAUGGAGGCCUAAUCUUCAAAUGGCUAUGAGACGGAGCUGUAACAGAAAUCAGGUUAUCUUCGGUAAAUAUUUUCUAUUUACUGGCUGAGCAGUAAGUAAUGCCAUCUAGCUACCUGAUGUAAAUUAAGUAAAAGCGGUAUCAUGCAUGGCUACUACUUUCCAAUUUUACUAAACCUAAAAUGAUGCAUAGAUUGGCAUCAUCCCUUCUGAAUUUCUAGCUGUAUCUCAGUCUCUGUAUCAUGUAUGUAUAUGGCCAGCUCUUCUGAGUUGAAUCCGACGCUUAAUAUCUCAGAUCCAUCAACUUCAUUA